Saccostrea echinata is the source of this 666-nucleotide messenger RNA. Its product is annotated as polyadenylate-binding protein 4-like. The coding region runs from base 1 to 666 and encodes 221 amino acids. Gene Ontology annotation, cellular component: nucleus; cytosol; ribonucleoprotein complex. The record is from RefSeq and is a predicted model, not a curated record. NCBI's taxonomy places the organism in Eukaryota, Metazoa, Mollusca, Bivalvia, Ostreida, Ostreidae. Gene Ontology annotation, molecular function: poly(U) RNA binding; poly(A) binding; mRNA 3'-UTR binding. The transcript has 5 exons.
AUGUAUGUUUUAAGGAAGAAAAAAAUUGUCCCCACUCUCCGAAUCAAACUUAUCAAGGCUGUUGAUGCACUAAAUGGAAAAGUGUUUAGUGGAAAAGUAUUGUAUACAGGGCGUGCUCGACAGACUGAGCUCAAAGGAAAGUUUGAUCAGAUUAAGAUGGAAAGCAUCAAUAGGUACCAGGGAGUCAACGUGUAUGUCAAGAAUCUAGAUAACAAUAUUGAUGACGAACGAUUACGAAAAGAAUUUGCUCAGUUUGGUACCAUUACCAGUGCUAAGGUCAUGUCAGAGAGAGGUCGAUCCAGAGGCUUUGGAUUCGUAUGCUUCAGUUCCCAAGAAGAAGCUACCAAAGCUGUUACUGAAAUGAAUGGAAGAAUUGUGGUGGCAAAGCCCCUGUAUGUUGAUUUUGCUCAAAGGAAGGAAGAACGUAAGGCUCGCCAGUAUAUGAAGCAUAUCACUAGCAUGCGAAUGCAGGGACAGCAAAUGGGACAGGUGGGCCAGAUGUUCCAACCAGGUGGGGCUGGAUACUUUGUCCCAACAAUGCCUCAAGCUCAGAGAUUCUAUGGUCCCAACAACAUGCCAACCAUGAAAACCAAUCCAAGAUGGCAGACAACUACUGUUCGACCAACUGGUCAGCCUGCAAGUGGACAUUAUGUUCGAACACGUUAA